AUGACGGCCACUGGAGCUGCGUUAGGCUCCUCCUGCGGUUUCUCCACCCGCAUCUCGCUCCGAUGGGUCCCCGAACCCCCGGAAGAGACGACCAACACCAUCGUCCUUUCGGUGGGGGAUUGGUUCGUGGAUCUCCGAAUGGACAAGAAGACCGGCGACAUCGAUUGGGCCAUGGCCGGCACCCGAAUUGAGGAAAACCCCAACCAAAGACCACUCAAAGUAUCGUUUACCCGGGAGCUUGACUCACUUGACGAGAUCGGCAUUGUUGAUAUUGCCAACUUCAGUCUUCUUCCCAAUGGCUACGAACUUGAGACUGGGGAAAUGCCCCGGACUGAUCUUCCUGGCGCUCCAAUGACUGCUUUUGAGGAGGUCUGGCAGGAGUUGCCAUUCCGCGGAGGCCCGGAGGGUGUGAAGCAAGGAGUUUCUUGGAUUCUCGAAUCGGAUGAUGGUGCCUUCAACCUCGAAACUGAGCCCGAGGGCAAGAAGACCGUGGUGAAGACGUUCCUGGGCCGUAUUUGGGGAACUUACCUCGCACUUCAACAGAGCCAGACGCAUAGCCUCCAGAAGGAUUCCAAUGGGAACCACACGGUGAAGAAGACCGGAGCUACGGUUAGUGCCAGGAGGGAGGAGUGGACAGAUUCGCGAUGGGAAGACGUAUACGUCGUAGGACCGGACGUAUUGUCGGUGCCUUCCAUGAAGACCGGGUUGGAAGGUGAGUGUAAGGGAUCAUGGAGGGCGCCGGGAGAAAAGGUCGUUAUUGACGGGAAAUCAUUUACGGUUCGAGCGUUCGAGGAAAUCCUAUGA
Messenger RNA from Penicillium macrosclerotiorum, 804 nucleotides. RefSeq lists its product as uncharacterized. The coding region runs from base 1 to 804 and encodes 267 amino acids. Lineage: Eukaryota; Fungi; Ascomycota; Eurotiomycetes; Eurotiales; Aspergillaceae. The record is from RefSeq and is a predicted model, not a curated record. The transcript is spliced from 2 exons.